Messenger RNA from Bactrocera oleae (olive fruit fly), 1094 nucleotides. Its product is annotated as salivary glue protein Sgs-3. NCBI's taxonomy places the organism in Eukaryota, Metazoa, Arthropoda, Insecta, Diptera, Tephritidae. The record is from RefSeq and is a predicted model, not a curated record.
CUGUCGAGUCUCACAGGUUUGAGCAAGCGUUCUGUACGCGCGUGUCUUAGCAAAGUUGACCGCGCAAACGAAAUGCAGACUUCGGCCUUUCUAGGAAUUGCUACUUCGAUCGCGGGGGUUCUAACCAUAGUACAGUGUAAUAAUCAGGUCGUGAGAAAACAAGAUGGCAAGAUUGCAGCUUUUGGUAUUACAACAACCCAAUUACUAUCCAAAAAGCUAAUUAAAGCUGGUGGAACAGGAAUGCUCCAAACGUCGAGUGAAUUUAAUGUCAUUGAAAAGCUGAUACAUUCUAGGCUGAAACGCUCUAUCAAAGCACAUCACAGCAGAGUUGCGAACCUUAAAUUUUUUAAACGCAGACGCUUUCCGUGUUGCCACUGGAAAACAUGCUGUUGUUGCUGCGGAAGAAAAAAUUGUCCUAAGUUCACUUCUAAGAGGCCGCCCACGACAACAACUAGGACUACAAGGAGGACACGCACUACAAAAAUUACUACAAGAAAGAUCCGCACCACAAAAGCGGCCAAAACUACCAAAAGUUCAACACGCACCACAACUACGACUACACACAAAACCUCCACAACGAAAGCGCCCAACACUACCAAAAGUUCAACACGCAUCAUAACUCCGACUACAAGAAAGACUCGCACCACAAAAGCUCUCAAAACUACUAAAACAUCGAAACGCACCACUAGAACUAUCAAAACAACCAAAAGAUGGACGUGGCCAACAAAAAAGACUACAAGAAGUCUACACACUACUAAAAACACAAGCCAUGGUUGUGGUUGCAAGACAAAAACUACCACAAGAAAACUCUACACAGUAAGUAUCAAAACUACCAAAAGGACGCUAGCUCCUAAAACAAAAUGGCCUACAAGAAGAAAAUACACCACAAGAAAUAUGAAAACUACCAGGAGAACGCCAGUUCAUAAAUUAAUAUGCCCUACAAGAUGGCUAUAUACCACAAGAAAUAUGAAAACUACUAGGAGAACGUCAGCUCCCAAAAUAUAAUGGACUACAAGAAGAGUAUACACCACAAGAAGUAUCAAACUACCAAAAGAACAAGAAAGCUCUACUUCAUUAAAGCUACUACAAGGUCC